CGCCAUCACGCAGAGGACGUGCAGCGGUUCAAAGAGGAAGGAAGAUGGCGGAUAACAAAGGCGCGGAUGAUAUGGAACCGCCGCCGUACACGGAGCCAGCGCCCUCGACCCGGGACGACGAACACGCCGAGACUAAAUGUGAAGCCGUGGCGGUGGUCGUAGAAAGCGAAGCUAAUGAAACAAAAGGGGAGAAACUGCGUGUUCCCGCUAACGAGGCGCUGACAACAACCAGCGCCACCUUCGGUGACGGCGGAGACGCUAGCAUGAGCGAUGUUAGCAGCGGCGAUGUUAGCAGCGGCAUUAGCAUCAGCAAUGUUAGCAGCGGCGAUGUUAGCAUGAGCAAUGUUAGCAGCGGCAUUAGCAUGAGCGAUGUUAGCAGCGGCAUUAGCAUCAGCAAUGUUAGCAGCGGCUUCUGCGACGCGAGCCCGACGGAUACUAACACGGAGCCACUUUCCGCCGAAGCACCAGCUCCCGCUCUGGCACCAGUACCGGUACCAGUCCCGGACUCUGUCCCAGCUUCGUCGCCCCCAGCUCCUCCAGCCCCGGCACCUCCAGCCUCGACUCCUCCAGCCACGGCUCCUCCAGCCACGGCUCCUCCAGCCUCGACUCUUCCAGCCUCGACUCCUCCAGCCAUGGCUCCUCCAGCCUCGACUCCUCCUGCCAUGGCUCCUCCAGCCUCGACUCCUCCAGCCACGGUCCCGGCCCCGGCUCCUUCAGCCACGGCUCCUCCAGCCUCGGCUCCUCCGGUCCCGGCUCCUCCAGCCGCGGCCCCGGCCGCCAGCGACGCCGUAGUCAGUGGACUCUCAUCGGACAUGUCGCCUCCUCCCACGGCUCCAACGGCUACACCGGUGCCACUUAAUUUAUUGGAUACGUGUGCUGUGUGUAAACAAAGUCUUGAGCGCCGGGAACCAAAGCUCCUGCCCUGUCUGCACUCGUUCUGCCUGAAAUGUAUCCCGCAGCCGGAGAGGCAGAUCAGCCUGCAGGUCCCCGGACCACACGGGCAAACGGACACGCAUAUCGUGAACGUGAUGCGAUGCUCGGUGUGUCUCCAGGACUACAAACAGAACGACAUCAUCAACAACUACUUCAUGAAGGAUACCUCAGAGGCCACCAGCAGCUCCAAUGAAAAGUCUGCACAGGUGUGCACAAGCUGCGAGGACAACGCUGGCACCAUUGGGUUUUGUGUGGAGUGUGGAGAAUGGCUGUGUCAGACCUGCGUGGAGGCCCACCAGCGGGUGAAGAUAACCAAAGACCACAAGAUUCGCACAAAGGAGGACGCCAACACGGGCACUGCAGAGACUGUCGCCGCUCCUGGCCCCGGGCCCGUUUUCUGUCCCAUCCACAAGCAAGAACCACUGAAGCUCUUUUGUGAGACCUGUGACACUCUGACCUGUCGGGACUGUCAGCUGCAGGAGCACAAGGAGCACAGGUACCAGUUCCUGGAGGAGGCUUUUCUCAACCACAAAGACAUCAUUGAGACCUCCGUGGGCAAACUGCAGGACAAGAAAAACUACGUCCAUUACUCGGUCUUACAGAUACAAAACAGGUUGAAAGAGCUGAACGACACCCAUAAGAAGGUGGAACACGAGAUCAAGAUCGCAGUGUUUACGCUAAUAAAUGAGAUCAACAAGAAGGGCAAGUCCUUGCUACAGCAGCUGGAGACUGUGACCAAGGAACGCAGUGCCAGGCUGAUGGCCCAGCAUAAGGAUACGGCCCAGCUGGCCCAGCAGAUCCACCACGUGCUCAACUUCUGCCGUUGGGCCAUCUCCACCGGCAGCAGCACGGCGCUGCUCUACAGCAAGCGGCCGAUCCUGUACCAGAUCCGCCAGCUCUUCAAGGCCAGAAUAGAGCAAGCGCCUCUGUCCAAUGGGGAAGUGCGAUUUUUCUGCGAUCCCACCUUCUGGGCCAAAAAUGUGGUGAAUCUAGGUAAUCUGGUCAUCGAGAAGACACCCCCGCCCCCGCAGCCGCUCACACAGCCGCCCACUUCGCCGGGCCAAGGCCAUCCUGGCAAACACCCUGGCCAGAUUAGCCUGGCGCAAUUGAACCGUAUGAACCAGUUGCGCGAGGCAGGCUUCGGCCCCAAGCCGCCGCAGCCGCCGCCACAUCAGCCGCCGCACGCGCCACCACACCCGCAGCAUCAGCAGCACCCACAGCACCCCACUCAUCAUCAUCAGCAGCAGCAGCAGCAGCAGCAGCAGCAGCAGCAGCAGCAGAUGCAACAACAGAUGCGCCUCGCGUCUCAAAUGUCCCAGCAACAUUCCAGACCGACGGUCCAGCCCAUGGUCCAGCAGCCGCCUCCCAGACUCAUCAGCAUGCAGCAGCUCCCGCGUGGGCCCAUGGCACUCAAUGGUGGACCCAUACCCCCAAUGUACUCCCCGCACCACAUGCGUCUACCCGCUCCACCGCAGGGCAGGAUGCCCUCAGCGCAGCAGCUCCGACACAACGGCCAGCAGUAUCCCAACAUGAUGCAGCCACACCUUCAGCGACAGAUGUCGUUAGAAUCUGAGAUGAGCCACCAAAGGUUUCGUUUCUUACUGCAAUCAGGGCAUUCGAACCCUGGACACGCCGGACCUUUCCCAGUGGCGUCGGGCCACAAUGCCAACCCCACCAGUCCCACCAGUGCCAGCAUGGCCGGAGCCCACAGUCACAGAGGGCCUGCCAGCCCCGCCAUCGGCCCCGCCAUCGGCCCCAUCGAGCUUAUCCCCUCCGUCACCAACCCGGAGAACCUGCCCUGCCUACCCGAGAUCCCGCCCAUUCAGCUGGAGGAUGCAGGUUCCAGCAACCUGGCCCAGCUCCUGUCUCGCUACAUCACGGCCAGCACGCAACAACAACAGCAGCAGCAGCAGCAGCAGCAGCAGCAGCAGCAGCAGUUAGGCUCACUGGACAUGAACCCCUCACCUGGACUUUCCACACACUCACCUGGAUCCUCAGGUCUUUCCAACGCACAUACGCCAGCACGACCCUCCAGCACGUCCAGCACAGGCAGCAGAGGCAGUGGUAGCUCUGCAGGGAGAACGGCGUCAGGGGCGGCGGCUGGAGUGCGGGUCAAACAGGAGCCCGGUACGGAAGACAACUAUGGCUGUCCUGGUUCGUCCAUGAAGGCGGAGCUAGACGCAAACGGCGGGAGGAGCGCCUGCAUGAUAAGCGGUGCUGAGAACACAGCCAAAGGGGGUGGCAUCAAAGCAGAGCCUCUGUCUGAGAACUCUUGUCCUGGGCUUAACCGCUGCGGUGCUGCCCCCUCAUCCUCCUCCGCUUUGUGCACACAGCUCACCAACGGCAACGCGGCCAAAAGCAAAGAGGACGACCCCAACGAGGACUGGUGCGCCGUUUGCAUCAACGGCGGCGACCUGCUGUGUUGCGACCGCUGUCCCAAAGUGUUCCACAUGAAAUGUCACGUGCCCACCAUCAAGAUCUUCCCCAAGGGGGAUUUUCUCUGCACAUUCUGCCGGAGCAUAUCGAGUCCGGAGAUAGAGUACUGUGACGACAGCAAGAGAGUCAAAAGUGAUAAAGUCCUCAAUCUCGAGGACCAGAGGCGGUGUGAGCGCCUCCUGCUGUACAUCUUCUGUCACGAGCUCAGCGUGGGCUUCAGAGAGCCCGUCCCCAGCUCUGUGCCAAACUACUACCGAAUCAUCAAGAACCCCAUGGACCUGACUAAGGUGAAGAGAAAGCUGCAGCUGCGCAGCUCCCAGGACUACAGCACCAUCCAGGAUUUUGUGUCUGACAUGCGCUUGGUCUUCAAAAACUGUGCAAAGUACAACGAGAUGUCUCGAAUAAUCCGGGUUUACGAUGACGACAAACCCAUUAAUACACAGGAGGGAUCAGAGAUGGCCAUCUCGGGCAAGGCGGUGGGCCUGUACUUUGAGGAGAAGCUGCAGGAGAUCUUCCCCGGACAGAACUUCCCCGUCACGGCUGACGACGACAUCCCCGAGACGCAGGAGCGGCAGGCGGACGAAACUGAGGACUCCGAGGACGAGUUUAUCCAGCCGCGACGCAAACGAUUGAAAACGGACGAGAAGUUGGUCCACAUCAAGUGAGGACGGACGAGGCGAGGGGGUGGAGGAAAAGAAAACUGUUUUCCUCACAUCCCCCCUUUUGUGACAAAAAGGACAAACAGCCUGGAGUGGUUUACUGGCAUUUGUAAAAAAAUACUACUAAUAAAAAAAGACUCAGCAGUUUCAUAAAGCUUUCACAACUUGGCUUGUUGGAAGAUUUGAAGUGGAUUAUUUUACAGCAACAAGGACUUCCUUCUUUUCAUCCGUACAUGACAGCAUUGGCGUCAUGACCCAGCGUGUAAGGUACAGUGUUUAGUUUUUAGGACCAGGGGGAUCCUGUGGAGUGUGUGACCUGAUGAAACAAACACCGUGUGCAUAAGAGAUGAAAAUAUUCCUGCAGUGUUCCUCAUUGGGUGCAUCCUCAAAAAAAUGCUGUUUUAAAAUAUAUUAAAAGAAAAUAUAUGUUGUGGAGUCGUAUAUAACUCAAUGUGUGCUAUGUCCAGCCAAUUGACUGGUAUUGUCUAAGAUGCUUUUCUUGAUUGUUUUCAAGCUGCUGGGCCUCCUUUGAAGUCUCCUUGGUCCCUUCCACUGUAAACUACUACUGUUAGAACAUUCAAAUGUUUUACAAGUUACAUUUUUAUCUGGUUCCUGUAUAUGACUGCCAGAUAUUUUUUUCUUUUAUUUUGCUUUCUUGUAUUCGCUGGGCUACUGAUUGUUUUCAUCUUUAAUGGCCCCUCUACAUAUGACGUGAGAAGAAACAAUACAGCACCAUA
Molecule: messenger RNA, 4765 nt
Organism: Entelurus aequoreus (snake pipefish)
Lineage: Eukaryota; Metazoa; Chordata; Actinopteri; Syngnathiformes; Syngnathidae
Gene: trim33
Product: tripartite motif containing 33
Exons: 21
Coding region: 45-4034 (1329 amino acids)
Molecular function (GO): protein binding; zinc ion binding
Source: RefSeq, a predicted model, not a curated record